CACUUAUCAGGCUUGGCGGGCAUUGCGGCGGCGUUUCCCUGAUCGACAAAGGCUCUCUUCUAGCCGGCACUUCGGCAGCUAACGUUGCGCUUGGUCUGAACUAAGAACCGAUUCGCCUCUCGAACUUUUUUUUUACGAGAGGAUCGAUUCGUUACAUCUGUGGCUGUUUCUUGCCAACCUGUCGCCCUCGUGCGGCUCAGUCCAGGGUUUCAGGAGAUCAUCGUCAACUUCUAUCCCAUUGAUUAGACCGUCUGAUCGACCCAUCCGUGCCCGGAAGUGCGAAGAGGGAAUGGCGGCGGGCUUCUUGGCCAAUAUGCCUGGCAGGCAGGCAGUCCAGGAGUACGGUAGACUCUAUGGGACCUUUAGAAGAGGUCAAUAUAUGCUCCCUCAUGACCGCAUGGAAGCCGACAGGCUCGAUACCAUGGAAGAGAUGAUUUCCCAGUGCAGACCCCCGGGCGACUCGAGGUUCACGUCUGUCAACCUUGAGCCCAUGAGAAAGGGUGCACAGCCGCUUGAGGAAAGAGUACGCAUCCUUGACCUCGGCUGUGGGUCGGGGAUAUGGAUGAACAAAAUGGCAAGGUACCUACCCAAUGCUGAAAUCGUCGGUCUCGAUCUUCAUUACCAGGCGGCCGACUUUGUACCGCCCAACGUUUCCAUCAGAGCCCCGUGGGAUUAUGAAGCCCCGUGGGCGCUGGGGGAAGAGUCAUGGGACAUGAUCCAUCUUCAAAUGGGCCAAGGCAGUGUAGCCGACUGGAUCGGUCUGUACCAGAAGGUCAUUCGCCAUCUCGUCCCGGGCACGGGCGUCUUUGAGCAGGUCGAGAUCGACUUUGAACCCCGAUGCGACGAUGGCUCGCUGCCGCCGGACGCGAGACUGGUGGACUGGUGGCACCGAUAUCUCAAAGGAUCCUACGAUAUCAUCGGUCGACGAAUCACGUACGAACCCAAUACCGGAGAGAUGCUCAAAGCCGUCGGCUUCAGGGCAGAAGACAUCAACCACGAAGUGUACCGUAUCCCUCUGAGGCCGACGGACCCGGAUUCUUCGCGCGUAGGCGCCCUUUGGCAGAUUUCCAUGGCGUCUGGAGAUGACGCCGCCCUCCACUGUGGCCUGGAAGCUAUGAGCCUCAGACCCUUGUGUAGUCUGAACGGCUGGCCUGCCGAGCAUGUGAAACGCUUGUGUCAGGAAGCAAGUCAAGACGCCGCGCAUCCGGCCGUGAAUGCUUACAAUAAUCUUCACAUCUGGACAGCACGGGCUCCUCCCAAGUCAUGAGUCCACAAUCAUUGGGAGCGAUUCACCAAAUUGGAGGCUUGGAUGUUGAGAAAUAAAGUCUCGCAUUCUGACUGAAAACGACUGGAUAUUUGGGCAAGGUCACCAUGGCACCGCGGUAGUCCCACGCAACAUGCAAAGCAGCGCCGGGCUCGGCUUGCGGAGCGUUGAGAAUUGGAAGGGGCAACUUGCCUUGCGUUUAUCCAAAGUCAUUACAGGUUGGAUGGGAAUUUCUCUUAUGAUGUCCUUUUCCUAUCUCCCAAAAGCUGUCCGUGUCCAGGUUUUGGGUCGAUUUGUUGAAAAAGGCUGGGGAAUACAUUGCACGAGAAGACAGAAGAACGAGGACGAGGACGAUGACAACGACGAUGAUCGAUGAUGAUGAAACGUAGGAUUUCUUUUGGGCAUUUUUGGAACUCUAGUUGGUGCCGGAGCCAAGUACACACAACACACACUCCUUUAUGCAGCACCAACUCAGG
Molecule: messenger RNA, 1740 nt
Organism: Exophiala oligosperma
Lineage: Eukaryota; Fungi; Ascomycota; Eurotiomycetes; Chaetothyriales; Herpotrichiellaceae
Exons: 2
Coding region: 290-1267 (325 amino acids)
Source: RefSeq, a predicted model, not a curated record